UGCCAACAAAGUAGAAGAAAGAAGAGGAAGUGACGACAUUGUCGAGCUCAAGUCUGGAUCAUCAGCUUUGCUUCUCUAACUAGGCGUCAAAAAUGGAGACAACUUUUAAAGGCUAAUAAUAUCUGACAUUAAUUGAAGGGCUGACUAUAAACGUAGACCCUGACGGUGGCCUCGCCAAAAUAUAUAGUUAGAAAGCUACAUAGUGUUGCAGCGCAGAUGCGGUACUGUUUACUUCUGUUUUCCCGAGGCUGAAACCAUCCUUGUUUACCAAGGUUUUUUGCAGCUCGGUCAUGUCAGUCAAGGCUUGAAUCGCCUCUGGUAACAACAGCACGCUGUCAACCGUAAACAUCCAUCCUGUUAGGCCUGCCCUCCACGAUCAGCGUAAUGGAGGCACAACACUGGAGCGGUGCUACCGACUGCUGUGCGCCUACCACGGAUGAUUUUCAAUCAGCUCCCCAGGGUGUUGUAUCCAGCCCCCCCAGCCUCGAGAACCUGUCCUGCACUUCUCCGAAUGCGGGUCAGGUCAGACAGCCGGAGCCCAUCUCUUACGUGACCCUCCAGGAGCAGCGGUGCGUCCUGAGCUGGUUCCAGGGUUGGUCCGGCAUCCAGAGGGAACGGUUCCUUCAGGACCUGCUCGGUAAAGCUGUGCCGGGGAAAGUGUGUACUCUACUGGACUCACUCAGUAGUCUGCAGGUUAAAGACCAUCUACCGAACAUCUUUGAGUGCCAGCUGCGCCUGUGGACCCAGUGGUUUGAGUCUUGGGGAGAAGAGGAGAGGAAUCAUUUCCUACACAUACUGGAGGAGAGAGAUCCACAGUUUGUGUCCCAUUUUUACAGCUGUGUGGCAGGUACAGCAGGAAGAGACUGAGCAAUGUUAACUCUGUGACCUUAAACAAGUGACUGUUAAAAAAACAAAACAAGAGAUAACAGUAUGUUGCAUUGGAUUUAUUGUUGAAGGUAAAUAAUUUGAUAUUAAGAGCAGGCAUGUCUGUUCGAUAUAAGAUGUUACUGUAUCUAAACAUGUUAUACAUUUAUACUUUUUUAUUGUGAUGUUUUUGUUUAUUGUUUAAGGGCUGCCAUUUCACACGUUGUGGCAGUAACCUGAAAUAAACUGGUUUCACAUUUGGGUGUAAGAGAAUUACAUUUUCAAGCAUUUCUUUUUCUAAACCAGACUUAUUGAUUAAAUCACAGACUGACACUUUGUUACACUUUAAUUAAAGAACAUGAGUUGUUGUA
Messenger RNA from Solea senegalensis (Senegalese sole), 1235 nucleotides. RefSeq lists its product as uncharacterized. NCBI's taxonomy places the organism in Eukaryota, Metazoa, Chordata, Actinopteri, Pleuronectiformes, Soleidae. Bases 385 to 867 code for a protein of 160 amino acids. The record is from RefSeq and is a predicted model, not a curated record. The transcript has 2 exons.